This is a messenger RNA of Cooperia oncophora, 330 nucleotides long. Lineage: Eukaryota; Metazoa; Nematoda; Chromadorea; Rhabditida; Trichostrongylidae. The record is from the annotation of a GenBank genome assembly.
AUGUCCAUUUUGAAGGUUUUUCGACAAUUCGAUCCAACUUUUCCGAAUGUUCGAGAAAUCGCAUCCAAUGCAAGCUUAUGUUUUGUAAAUGCUGAUGAAAUGUUCGAUUUUCCAGGCUUGGGUAUGACUGAGCCGAAACCACUCGACGAGAAAUUUUCCAACUUGAUGAAGAAAGGCAAGAAGGGUGUCAUCAUCGUCUCCAUAGGCACGGUCGUUCCAUUCCACGCUUUUCCUAAUGCCACCAAGAAGGCGUUCGCUUCAGUAUUCAAAUCGCUACCUGACUAUCAUUUCAUUUUGAAGAUUUCAAAAGGUGCGAUUAAUAUUUUAGUA